Molecule: messenger RNA, 2646 nt
Organism: Verruconis gallopava
Lineage: Eukaryota; Fungi; Ascomycota; Dothideomycetes; Venturiales; Sympoventuriaceae
Exons: 2
Coding region: 473-2431 (652 amino acids)
Source: RefSeq, a predicted model, not a curated record
CACAAUCCACGCAAAAGGUUCUAAAGUCUGCCGUCAGGACCGAUUGACAUCAAAAACAGAGUCGAUCCCAAUCCAUGCUUUAUUCUAUUUCCAAGAGUGAGCCACUACUAUAAUCUGGAUACGGUUUCCCUUCAAAAAGUCGAUUUCAUGAGAAAAGCAUUGGUCACGACACUUUUUCCUCUUUCGUUAAAUGGAGGGAUGGACUUGGCGCUCACCCAGCCUCGGCGCUAAAUCAAGCUGGCGCUUAAAAACGACAACAUAGCUGCACCAAUACGAUGGCAAUUCUCCUCGAACAUGCAGGAGCUCAGACUGAUAUGGGUGAAAAGGUCGUAAUGCAUUACUGUCUUCAAAUGUGGAGGAUUUACGGCAAUACGGGAUAGCUGUCUGCGUACUAAUGUAUACUCAUGAAAACCUCCUCCUAAGUCAUCUAGCCAGCCUGCCACCUUUGGGUCCGUAAGGCUUCGUUAGGUCAAUGGCAUUGGAAGACAACAAAAUCACCAAACCCAAGAUUUCAUUACCAGAGUCAAAGAGAACCAGCGACUUGCACACGCUGACGGUACACCAUGUCGACACUUCGCAUUGGAGACAUUCACACUGCAACGUAAAGGAUCCCAAAUUACGGAGCUCCAAGCCAAACCAGCUAGCUGUGUUGCUUUUCGAAUGGUGGACCAUCGAGCUUGCUAGUUGGGCGUUGGGUGCCUUUUGCGUGGUGGUCAUCAUCUUUGUGCUGUGGCACUUUGACGGUAGAGCGCUACCUGAUCUGGGCUUCGGUUUGACAAUCAACGGCUUCAUAUCUAUCUUUUCUGGCAUCGCGCAAGCUGCCCUACUUUUCCCUACUGCUGAGGCUCUGGGUCAGCUCAAAUGGACGUGGUUCAGGUCGGAGCCGAAACCAUUGCUCGACUUUGACGUGCUUGACAGCGCCAGCAGAGGGCCUUGGGGAUGUGUGACGUUGCUUGGUCAAUCAAUCCUAUCGUGUAAUUCAAAAGCGAAAAGAAUGAGACUGGCUUGUCUCGGCGCGGCGGUAAUCAUCAUGGCUCUUCCAUUCCAGCUCUUUGUUCAACAAUUAGUUCAAACCCCCACAGUAUGGUAUGCGACAAACUCGUCUGCAAAAUUAACAAGAACCAUUCAAUAUUCAACUUUCAAGCCCUUGUCAACUGAUGACGGUGAGAACGUCAUUAGCCCUGACGUUGCACUUCAGAACACGGUAGUUCCCUUCUUUUACGGAAGUGGUAAGGUUCCUGAUGUUGAUUGCUUUUGCCCUACGAGCGAUUGCAAAUGGUCGACUUUUCAGACACUCGGAGUCUGCAGUGCCUGUAAGGAAUUGCCAUCGCAGUAUCUGUCUUGGGGCUGUUACGACGGCCCGGCAGACUGGCUGAACGACGUGACACUUUCACUUUCCACAAAGUUUGCGGAUUAUCCGAAUCGCACUUCCUGCGGCUACUUUUUGAAUGUCACCAGCAGCGCUCCCGUACUAAUGACUGGAUACGCUCGCGUUGAAAAUACUUCGAACCCAACUGAGACGCUUACCAUGAGACUAUUUCCUCUGGUGGAUGGUCUCACGCGACAGCCUUAUUACGGUGGUUCGAUCAUGUUCAAAAAUGUCACCAACGCUAUAUCAGACUUCUUGAUUGUAGCAACCGCCGAGGGCGCGGAAGGUGUCUACCAAAAUGCAACCCCAGUUGCACAAGAAUGUGUUCUGAACUGGUGUGUUCAGACAAUGAGCUCGAAUUUCUCCAGAGGACAUUUUCAGGAGGUUGUUAUCGACUCGUGGCAAAACACAACAGUCGAACCUUUUCCGUGGAAUGUUACAUUCAAUGAGACUACAGGCGUUCCUCUAAAUUUCCAAUACACAAGAGAUAUCGUCUUAACUCCACCCAGCUCGGAAAUCACAUUUGGCUUGAACGCUGACACGAUGGUGGAAACAUCAUUCACCAUGGACAUUGUUCUUCCCUCGUUCCUUACUGCAGCCAACUCAACAGCGAUUCCUCGAUACAAGUUCAACAAUCAGAACAUGAGCCCACGAUCAAUUCCGAUGACCAUCAAUCCUUGGCUUUCGGCAGGCAGUAUUCCAGACUAUCUUACAACGAUUGCCAAAGCCAUGACCAUCACGAUUCGCAACUCGGCAAACAGCAGCAACAUGGUAGAGACCUUUUCAGGAGACGCGUUACAGUCAAAAGUCCUGAUUCACGUUUUGUGGCCUUGGAUUACGCUGCCAGCUUCGGUGCUCGCGUGCAGUCUCGUCUUUCUUUUGACAACCAUUUACACAAGCGACAGAGCUGCUGAAGUGGGGGUCUGGAAAACAAGCGCGCUCGCUAUCCUCUUUAAUGGCUUGCAUGAAGAACUGACAAAGGACGAGCCUGAACAGGUAUGGACACUAAGGGAUUUAAAGCAGAGGGCCAGCAAUAUGAAGGUCAAGCUAGGCCCUGAUUAGGUCAAAUGCUGAGAACGGGACGUGGAGUUUUUGCAAAUGAGGGACGUGAGAAUUUACACACGCUGCUUCAUGUCAUUUCGCAUGCUAGCAAGGCUUGCAUCUUGGCGUCAUGCACAGUAUAGUACCUAAUCUGUAGAUAGACCUCCUAAGAGUUUUAUUUGACCGUCAUAGAUUAUUCUACUAGAUUUGGGCAUAAGUCGUUCAUUUUGAAGAAC